Coffea eugenioides is the source of this 2274-nucleotide messenger RNA. RefSeq lists its product as uncharacterized. Lineage: Eukaryota; Viridiplantae; Streptophyta; Magnoliopsida; Gentianales; Rubiaceae. The record is from RefSeq and is a predicted model, not a curated record. Bases 38 to 2149 code for a protein of 703 amino acids. The transcript is spliced from 4 exons.
AGAGGAUAGCAAUUUUUUUCUUUUCAGAAGCAGAAAAAUGGCUUCUCUAACCCCAGGAAUCCUCCUGAAACUCCUCCAGUCCAUGAACUCCGCCACCCGCGUCACCGGCGACCACCGUUCUCCGCUUCUUCAAGUAAUCGGCAUCGUUCCAGCACUCUCCACCUCGGAUUCCCUCUGGCCCAACCACGGCUUCUACGUCCAGCUCUCCGAUUCCCAGAACUCCACUUACAUUUCACUCUCCGAAAAGGACACCGAUCUCAUUCUCGCUAAUAGGCUACAGCUUGGCCAGUUUGUCCACGUGGACCGCUUCGUCUUUGAAUCCCCUCCGGUUCCACGGGGAGUAAAUCUCCGACCGAUUGCGGGUCGCCAUGCUUUCAUCGGAUCCCCCGAACCCUUAAUUGCCCGGAUCUCGUCGUCUAAGAAUGGGUUUGUGAUCCAGCCCGCAUCGGAUUCCGACCACCCGGUGGCAGCUUACUUAUCAAAAAAUGGGAAUUUUGGGGAGGGCGAAGCGAAAUUGAAUGCUACGGAAAAGAAUGUUGAAGCUAAUGUUGAAAAGAGGAAGGCUGUGAGGCAAGUUUCCACUGCUCCCAAAGAGAAUGUGAAUGUGAACGUGGUGCUGGAUUCCGGAAAUGAGUUGAAAGGAUCAUCUGAUAAGGCCCCACAAAGGUUUUCGUCGCCGGCAUCGGCUAGGCAGAGGUCUAUUUCAGCUGGUAGAAAAACCGUGGUUGCCGAGAGGGAUCCAUCCCCAGCAGGGAAGGCGAAGCGUUCGGCGUCACCCGUGCCGUCAAAGUGUGCGGUGCCGAGCCUGGUAGCAGCGAAGGAGGAGAAUCGGAGGAGUUCAAGGGAGGCGGCGAUAAUCGUGCCCUCGAGGUACCGGCAGCCGUCGCCCACGGCUGGGAGGCGGCAGGCCAGUCCUGUGGUGGCGAGGCGGAUGUCUCUAUCCCCUGGUCGGCGGUUGUCCAGUGGGCUUAAGGUAUCUCCAGCUGUAGAAUCGUCUGGGAAGAAGAAGCUGGCUACUAUUGCUGCUGGGAUCUCUAAAGUUUCUGAAGCACUUGUGGCGACUACAAAACAUAGCCGAAAGAGCUGGGACGAAGGGCCAACUGCGGCUGGGGCUAAUACUGAGCAUAUUAAAGACAAGGUUGGGACAAAGAAUAAGCCUGAUUUUCAAGCAAUUUUGAGAACUCAGGCUGCUAUAUCAAGACGAUUAAGUGAUGUGAGCAUGCUAAGUCAUGAUGAUCUGUCACAUGAUGAAAGAACAAAAUCUGGUGCAGUUGAAAGUCCUUCCGCAAUUGAAAAGCAAAAUGGUGAAGCUCCAGUAAUCACGGUUCAUGACAAGAAAUGGACUGAUGGCAGCAUCCCACUCAAUGCUGUCUCCUCAGAACUGGGUAGGCUGGGCAAGGAGGCUAUGCAGAGAAGAGUUGUCGCUUCUGUAGCAGCAGCAGAAGCCUUAGAAGAGGCCAUCACCACCGAGUCUGUCGUGAGGAAUUUGAGCAAGUUUUCAGAUCUCUGUUUGUUGUCAAGGCCUGAGAAUCCUUUACCUACCAUCGACCGAUUCAUGUCAGUGUAUGAAGAUGUUAUGAAAGCAACAGCAGUUGCUGAAUCAGUUGCUAGUAAUCGUAGUACGGAAAAAUUCCUCGAAACUGUUCCAACAGAGCAUGCAAAGUCGAGUUCCCUUUGGGUAGAAGCUGCUUUGGCGACUGAUCUUGAAGUUGUUUCACUCCUGACCAGUCAAAACUUUGAGACACUGGAGAAAAGUUCAUCGAAGCAAGCACCUACUUCUAUGAAGAACAAGGCGCUAGCUUCUUCAUCAGUUAGUGGAACAUGGAUAAGGGGUCAUGGGAUGAAUGCAACUUUUGAUUUUGCCAAAAAGUUGCAAGCAGAGAUGCAAAUAUGGUUUGUAAAGUUUGUUGAAGAGUCCCUUGAUGCAGGUUUCAGGGUGUUUGAGAAGCGCUCUCCUGCAGGCAAUGAAAGAGGUGCAAACAACUGUGGCCCUAUUGCUGCAAUUCUUUCACAGCUGAAGCGAGUCAACAACUGGUUGGAUCAUGUAGUGUUGAAACGGGAUGAGCUGCUAGUCGAAAAAAUCGAGCGCUUGAAGCAAAAGAUUUAUGAUUUUGUUAUUCAGCAUGUGGGAACUACGAUAGAACACUGAAAGCCCUGGUAUCUCAUCUUGAUUUUCUCCAAGGUUUCCUCUGUCAAAUAGAGAUGGAUUUUUUUUUUGUAAUUUAAAAAAAAAACAUUUUCAUUCCAAGAAAAUGAAUUUAUUUGUUCAUCCUU